AGGAUUUAGUGGGGGUACGGGUACGCAUUCAGUUCAGAUUAAAUGUUGGUUAACACGCCAGAAAUUACAAAUAUUAUUAUCAGUCCUUCUAAUCUUGUGAAAAUGUCAACCAGUUGAAUUCUGACAAUCCAGAAUACCUCAACCUCAAACAAAUCUAGCUACUUGAUCCAUUGUCCAAUGCCUUCCAUUCAUCAACACCCACAGAAACUAAGGGGUGGUGCCGCCGCCGUCCUGAAAGAGGGUUGCAGAGUCCUCGCCACCACCUUCCUCAGCCUUCUCCUCCCCCUUUCUUUCCUCCUCCUCGCCCGUCUCUCCACCGCCCGCUACUUCUUAUCCGUCGGGCUCGCCGAUGAUUAUAUAUUAAUCCAGCCACAAAAUGAAGUUUCCUUUUUGACCUCUCUGUUCUUGUACAGCGGGACAACGUUAGUCCUCAGUUUACUUGUUUCUCUCAUUACAGUUGCAGCUCUAAUCACACAUUUGAUCUUAACUCGACAUAAACACGCGUUGCUUAUCAUCAGCCAACGCCAUCGUUUAUACGCCGCAUGGCUUUUGCUUUUCUUGAUGCAAGUUUGUUUGAGUUUGGGGAUUCAAGGGACUGUUGAAGCCGAAAUAAAUAGCUAUACAGUGGGAAGAUUAGUUCUGCCCAGAAGAUUGAUUUUUGCUUUGGGAUUGCAUGAAACGACGGUUUUCUGGCGGGAAAUGGUGGUAAAACCAGUGGUGGAUGAGACGAUUUUCGGGUUUUCAGGAGAGGGUUUUUGGUGGGCGGAGAAGAUGGCGCUGGCCGUUGCUUUUGGUAAUCUGUGGUGGCGGAGGUUGAGGGAGGAAGCGGAGGCACUGGUGGUGCUGCCUCGGGUCACGGCGGAACUGAAGAUGGAUGUCGCGGUGGCGGAUGUUCUGGGGUGGUCGUUGUAUUAUUUGACGGUGGCGAUAGGGGGGGUUAGGGUGGUCAAAGGUUUCUUAUGGAUGGUGACAUGGAUACUUGGAUAUCGGGUAAGCCCAGCUAGGCAAGGGGACACUGCCAGCGAAAAAGAUGGUAGGACCUAAAAUAGAAUAAGGUUGCCCAUUUAUAUUUUAUCACAUCAAAAUUUGAAGUCAAACUUUAGGGUGGUUAUUUAUUUUUCCAUUCAGUUUGGUGGAAUUGAAUUAAUCAUAUAGUAAAAAAUUAUAAAAAAAUAUAAUUUAUUAUACGAUUGAAUUUGAUGAAACGUAAUUUCAUAUAUUUAAAAUGGAGUUUAACGGAUUUGGUUCUAUUCCAUGGAUGCCUGUUAUUUUUCCCUUCAAGUUUUGUGUUUGAAAGUUCUC
Molecule: messenger RNA, 1302 nt
Organism: Sesamum indicum (sesame)
Lineage: Eukaryota; Viridiplantae; Streptophyta; Magnoliopsida; Lamiales; Pedaliaceae
Source: RefSeq, a predicted model, not a curated record